Molecule: messenger RNA, 1650 nt
Organism: Hemisphaericaspora subhashii
Lineage: Eukaryota; Fungi; Ascomycota; Pichiomycetes; Serinales; Debaryomycetaceae
Exons: 1
Coding region: 1-1650 (549 amino acids)
Source: RefSeq, a predicted model, not a curated record
AUGGGUAUGAAACUUGAAAACAUUCCUAAACAUUUAGAAUUGGAUCUAAAUACAUCCCCACUUACUGACAGUACAAGCUUACUGUUCUUUGACAUGAACGCAACCCUGGGAUUCCUGACUAAUACUCCGAACUUAAAUUCCUUGGCAUCCGGCCCUACUUCACAACUUAAUGAAUUCGAUCCAGAAUUUGUAGGGAAUUAUUUUCCAACUCCAAUACCAGCAUCUCAACCUCAAUUUACUCAUCUCCGAGCCAAUCUGCAGCAAGAAUUGCAAGAACAAAUGAUUUUACUCAAUUCGACAUCAUCUCCAGUAACUUUUCAGAAUGCCGCAGGGUUCCGAAGCAAUCCAACUUUACCAGCAUCACAAUUUUCACCAAUCACACCAAUCCCUGGUACUUCAAAUUUUGGUUUUUCAAAUCAUCCUAUGGAUGUGCCUGUUGGCUCAACAAAUAACACUCAAACGUUUAUGGAUUAUACCCCGUCAGCUUCAAUGACACAAGUUAUCUCACAUGCUUCAAGUGAGGCCGCACCAUUAGUGGGAUUGGGUUUCAGAAUUGACUCUGAUUCCACUUAUGAACAAGUUCAACAAGAAUAUUUACAACAAAUGAGAGAGCAAGAGUACCAUAAGUUGGUUAUUGAAAAACAGAAGCAAUUUCAAGCCAUACAAGAACGAUUUGUAGCACAACAGCAACAGCAACAACAACAACAGCAGCAGCAGCAGCAGCAACAACAGCAAAUGCAACGAGUCAAUAACAUCAAUCAGCACCACCAACAACUUCAGCAAGAAGCCAUACCAGAGAAUACGAGUCUAGCCCAGCAAGCGCAGACUAUUCUACAAUUGGGACAAUCCAUGGAUGAAAGCAAUAUCAAACAAGAAAGUGUAGACUUGAUCGUUGAUUCUCCUGCUACCAUUGAUGCCUCCAGCAGCCCUGAAUCGUCGAUGUCAAAAGAUGACUUAAUUCACAUGUCAACUACUAUUGCAAACAAUGAUAGCUGCGUAGAAGAUCUCUUGAACGUGGACCUUUUGAAUGAUUUGAAUACCCCAUCGGCGUUUUCGCACCAAGGUAUAUUAUCAGAAUUUGUUGACUUGGGCUGUGAGUCCUCAGGAAGUGAUGCUGAUCUAUUGAAAACAUCUCAAGAAAUUAACGAUGGUGCUCCAAGUUCAAGGGUCCAGAGACUAGGAAGUAUAUCAGAAGUGGGCUUGAUGACUCCAGCGACUACAACUAGUGCUGCUGAGACUCCUCGAUCUAAUUCUAAAAUACUUAAAAAGAAGCUAGGAAACAAGACAAAAAAGAGUUUAAAGAAAUCAUCAUCUUUUUGUGGGAAUACUGGAAGUCCUACGUUUAUUAUAAACUCGUUGCAAUGGAAUAAAUCUCAAGGUGAUUUCCAUCUGAAACAAGAAUCCAAAUUAAAGAAACGAUCAUUCAGUGAAAGUUCUCAAAUGAUACCCGUUGUUUCUUUAACUAACUAUUCAUUCGUGUAUGAAAAUCCCGAUAAUAUGGACGAAUUAUCACCAGACUCUGGUUUAACGGGAAAAUCAUCCACGUCACUGAAUGUGAAUAUUUCUACACUUCAAAGAAAUACUGUAAAGAGUUUGAAGGCUGGGUUAAUUGAAUUUAAGGUCGACUUGAAGAAGAAGUCGAGGAAGUAA